AUACCAUCAUUCACGAUGCAGAAGGUCACGUCAAAGUUGCCGUCUUGGGACAAGACCAAGACCCAGAGCAAGAAGGGGUUCGACAAGGUAUGGGGAUGGGCUGAUAAGCUGGGUGCGCCCAUAAAUAGACUCUCGAAUCGGAUUGGGAGUGAGGCUUUUUGGCCUACGACGUUGGAUAAGGAGAGCGACAAGGCAGCCAGGAUUUUGAGAUCAUUCUGCAAGGAUGGCUUCUACACUGAGGAAGAAAAACCAGCAGACCAAGCAGGCCCCAAGCAAAAACAACGAGUCCUAAAAAAGAUUCCCCAAAAAGUCAUAGAAAACGCCGUCGGCCUCGCAAUCUUUACAACAAUGCGCACCGGCCUCUGGGUUUCCGGAGCCGGCGGAUCCGGCGUCCUGGUAGCCCGCAAAGAAGACGGCACCUGGUCUCCCCCAUCGGGCAUCAUGCUCCACACAGCCGGACUUGGAUUUCUCGUCGGAGUCGAUAUUUACGAUUGUGUUGUGGUGAUUAACAAUCGCAAGGCUCUUGAGGCGUUUACAAAGAUUCGGGCGACGCUUGGUGGCGAGAUUAGCGCCGUCGCCGGACCCGUCGGAGCUGGUGGCGUUUUGGAGAAUGACGGCAAGUGGAAGCAGGUCAACAGGCCUGUUUUUACUUAUCUCAAGUCGCGAGGGUUUUAUGCUGGUGUUCAAGUCGAUGGUACCAUCAUUAUUGAGCGGACGGAUGAGAAUGCGCGCUUUUAUGGCGAGGAGAUACGUGUCGCUGACAUCUUGGCUGGAAAGGCGCGUCAUCCCCCACCGGAGAUCAAGAUGUUGAUGGAGACGUUGAAGGCUGCAGAAGGUCGAACAGAUGUUGAUGAAGAGCUCAUGGAAGAGCUAGAAGGGCAACCUGCGCCAGGCGACGUCGACGUCGAUGCUCCAGGCGAGGGCAAGAUCUUUGGCAUCCCAGACCCCGAGGAUCCAGAUCCAUACGGUGUGCUCGCCUUGGAGAAGGAAGGUCUUGAGAUCCGCGAGGCUGCAACACACUCAAGACCUUCAAGUCAACAAUUCGAGUAUAACCCCAGCCCAACAAGUCCAGUCUACAACAAAUUCUACCGACGGAGCAUGGAGACAGCUGUUAAGAGCAAUCGCGACAGCUUCGCCUCAUCACCCAAGUCAAGAUUAAGCACGGAAGUAAGCUACACAACGUCCGAGGCUGGAACACAGACAGAUCCUGUCAUCGUCACUUCAAUCGCAAGCACCCCCGACAGUCUCAAGUAUGGAGCACAGGAUGAUGAGCGAAGUAUCUACGAAGAUGUUGCCGAGAUGGAUUAUGCCGACAGUCCAUAUCGCCACACCAACGGGAAUCCAUGGAGUGCCCAAGAGACUGGCAUUAUUCACCGUGAAGGGGAAUACAAUUUCUCGUCGGCCAAUGAUGAAAAAGCCCAGCCUCGGAGCGCAACUCCGACAAGGGUGCCGCCGCCACUACCACCAAGAGCCUCCACAGCCAACCUCGAGUUUGAGGACGUGAGUCUCAAAGACACGGAAGCGAAGUAA
Molecule: messenger RNA, 1530 nt
Organism: Fusarium falciforme
Lineage: Eukaryota; Fungi; Ascomycota; Sordariomycetes; Hypocreales; Nectriaceae
Product: Ysc84 domain-containing protein
Exons: 2
Coding region: 16-1530 (504 amino acids)
Molecular function (GO): phosphatidylinositol binding
Source: RefSeq, a predicted model, not a curated record